Caenorhabditis angaria is the source of this 6641-nucleotide messenger RNA. NCBI's taxonomy places the organism in Eukaryota, Metazoa, Nematoda, Chromadorea, Rhabditida, Rhabditidae. The record is from the annotation of a GenBank genome assembly.
AUGUUUACCCUACUGUUAUCUUACAUUCAAGCUGCAAAAAUUCUAAUUUAUUUACCAAGGAUGUUCCAAAGCCACGUGGCAUUAAUGGCUAAUAUUGCAAAUUGUUUGGCUGAAAAUGGACAUGAAGUGGUAAUUCGGAGUUCAAAAAAAAGAAAAAAAGACAAACCACAGAUUCCUUGAUGUACAAAAACUUAAAAGUGGUCUGACGAAAUGAAAGAGAAAAUUCUGUAAAAUUCGAUAUAAACUACAUUAGGUUGAAGGUUUUUAGAACUCGUCAAUUUUUCUAAAUAUAAUAUGCUAAAAAUAUAAUCGGAGAUUAUUAUUCUUUCAGACAGUCAUAGAUAAUAUUUUCCGAAAUGAUAUUGGAAAUUAUCUUGGAAAUGAAAUUUACGAAAUUUUAAAAAUUGAGCCAGGCUUGAAAACCACUGAAUUAUUGAAACAAGGAAAUUUACCGCAACUUUUAUGGAAGUCACGACCAGAACCAGAAAUUCAAAGCGAGGUCAGUUUUCAACUCGCUUGACUUUCAGUUUAUUGUUAGAGUCAUGGAACAAUUCCGAUGAAUCGCCAAAAAAACAUUUUUCAAUUAAAUUUUCAGGUGAUAGAAGAUCUUGCACAACUUCAGCGAACUCAGUGCUUACACCUUAUCGAAAAUUCCACAGUCGUCGAACAACUUCAGAAAAGACUAUUUGAUCUGGCAAUUAAUGAAGUGUGUGAUACAUGUGGAAUUGGUUUGAUAGAAUUGGCCAAUAUUAAAAAAUCAAUAAUUAUUUCAUCAACUGCUCCGCUCGAUGUUGUUCCAUGGGCUCUCGGAAUAUCAAGUUUAUUUUAUGAUGGAUGUAAGAAACAACGCCCUUCACUGUGCAACUAUUGAUUUCUGGGUAACUAUUGAUUCAUUUUCAGCGACUUUAUCUGAUUAUGGGAAUGAGUUUGGAAUUUUGGAUAAGAUUCGGAAUUUGAAGUUUGUGUCAGCGAUGUUAAAUUUUCAUGAAAUACAAGCUAGAGAUGUUGAAAAAGCAUUUCAAACAAAGUAUGGACUGAAAACCUCAUUUUUUGAAUCGAUGAGGAAAUCAAAUUUAUUAUUCAAUAACAUCAAUGAAAUGUCAGAUGUUGUUCGAAGUACGAGUCGAAGAAUGUUAGAUAUUGGUGGAAUGGCAUUCACUAAGCCUGAAAAGCUAACGGAGGAAUAUCAGAAAAUUGUAGCAGAUGAUAGAAAAAAAGUUCUAAUCUCAUUUGGAACGGCAUCACCAUCUUCACUCAUGCCAAUUCAUUUCAAGUCAGCAAUUCUGCGAGCUAUUGAAUUACUUCCAGAAUAUUUAUUUAUCUGGAAAUAUGAGAUUGAAGAUGAUUUCGCAAAAUCUGCAAGUGGAAAUUUGACUAACAUUAUUUUUCGGAAAUAUAUUCCACAAACCAAUUUGUUGAGUAAGUCUUUUAUAAAAAAAAUGCAUAAUACCAAAUCAAAACAAAAUAAAAUUUUAGAUUCUGGAAACAUUUCUUUAUUUGUAACACACUGCGGUCAGAAUAGUUUGCUGGAAUCUUUUAAAAGUGGAACUAGAUUAUUGGCAGUUCCGUUAUUCGCAGAUCAAAAUCGUAAUGCAAAAGCUGCAGAAGAAGCAAAUCUUUUAGAAAUUCUUCCGAAGAAACAUCUAAAAGAUUCAACAAAAAUAAUAAGAGCAAUAAAAAAGUCGAUGGAAGAAAAUUAUAUAAUAACGGAUUCAUUAUACAAGAUUUCAAAGAAUUUACAAAAUGCAAGAAAUAAAUCGAGAGAUCUUGUUUUAAGAUCAGUUCAGAACCUAUUAGACGACCCAUUCCCUAUGGAUUUUUCAAAGUUUCCCAAAAACUAUCACCCAGAUUCAAUUCUACUGACUUUUUAUACAUUAUUUUUUUCAAUUCCAAUUCUCAUUUUCUCAAGAAUUGUAUUUUCUUAUAAUCGUAAAUAAAUGAUUGAUAUUUUGAAUCUUUGGUUAAAAUUUUUUAUUUCAAUCGAAUAAUUAUGAAUGAAUUGCAUCUAACGGUCAUGGGAUACAUUAAAAUGUAAUUCGAUUAUUGUUUUCGUUGGAGAAAAGAUUCGGAACUGUACGAUUUUGAUCUUUUUAACUAAUAUUCAAAUCUUAAGAUUUAACAUACUGGACUGAAACAAAUGAUAAUUGUAGUUAGAACAAUUAUUGGCUCUUCUUCUUUUCUCAUUGUUUGCCUCUUCGAAGUCAAUGAGAUGCGAUGUUGUAUUGAUAGAUUACCGUCGUUGUUUUUGAUCUUGAUUAGUUGUGGUUUUCUUGUUUCCUUUUUUAAAGCAGAAUCCCGAUAAGUUCAUCUCAAACACAUUACAGUAAUCCAAGAACAUAGAAAAACUUUCAAGUUGUUCUGAUAGAUUUAAAUUUUGUGCCAAAACUCAAUUUGAACAGAACAUCCACAUACACGUCAUAAUCAUUACAAAUUUUGGUCAGAAAUUGUCCUUUUAAUAGAAAAGAGUAUCAAUGAAACAAAUCCGUCGCUAAUCUUUUUUGCAACAAUAAAAAAUUAUUUUUAAUAAUAAAAAAAAUAUUCAGAAGGUCUUCUCAAAGUUCUUGUGUGAUACACAGAGAAUGUUAUAAAUUGAAGCCUAUGAUUAUAUAGCUCUUGGGAAAUAAGCCAAAAAUAACAGGUUUGAAGAAAGCUUCAAAAAAGGUCCCAAAUUUUUUUUACAGAACCUCAUUACCUCACUUCUCAGCACUUGACACUGUAGACUGACUGUACAAAUUUCGUUGAUACUUUGUACGGAAACGGGGAAGAGAGAAUUGCACAUAAGUAACAUCCGUUUAUCUACAAAGUAGCUACAGAACAGCAACGGCGUAGCUACGGAUUCAAAAAUAAUAUUUAUAGAGCGGUCACUUCACUUAAUUUCUGUCCGCGAAUUGUGUAGCUACAGCGUAGAUACGCUGUACCUACGUUUUCAUCUCUGAUUGUGUGACGCUUGGCAGCUCUCGUCAGAAUUUAAGGUGUGCGUAAUAACGAUUUAUCAUCUGCGUAGCUACGAAUUUGAUUUUUUUCGUAGCUACGCUGAAGAUAAAAUGUACCUACGAUUUUCGGGAAAAAAGUGUAGGUACAGCGUUCAUUCGCUGUAUUCACACUUCUUCAAUUUGUACAGUCAGUCUACAGAGUCAAGUGCUGAGUUGUUAUUGUUCUUUAAAUUUAUGUAAUGUCUAAUUAUUUGUUUUCACUUAUUUUGUGAUUUAAGUAACAAAUCAUGACCAAAAAUCAUCAAAAACAAUCCCGCCCACAAUUUUUUUUCUGGUCAAACUAAGUCUGUAUUUAUUAAUAUUUUUACAUUCUGUUUUAUGUUGUGUCAAAAAUGAAGUUCUCGAUUUUUCUUGUAAUAUUUUCUCACAUUGAAGCUGCUAAAAUUCUUGUCUAUUCACCAAGAAUGAUGCAAAGCCACGUGGCAUUCAUGGCGAAUAUUGCAAAUUGUUUGGCUGAAAAUGGGCAUGAAGUGGUAAGAAUUUUCUCUCCCCAGAGCAAAUGCCUGUGUACUUCUGAUCAUUAGAACAACUUUGUUUUUGUUUACGGGAUAUUUUUACGACGACGUAGAAAAAAUUGAUAAUCGGAGAUUAGGACAUUAUUGUUUUUCAGACAGUCAUUGAUAAUAUUUUCCGAAAUGAUAUUGGAAAUUAUCUUGGAAAUGAAAUUCACGAAGUUUUAGAAAUUGAGCCAGGUUUUCAAGUCACUGAAUUAUUGAAACAAGGAAAUUUACCGCAACUUUUAUGGCAAUCACGACCAGAACCGAGAGAUCAAAGAGAGGUCAGUUUAUAAAUACCAAAAAGGUUAUGCGGCCUAAAUUUUAAACUAGAUUUAUGUUGAACAUAGAACAAUUUUUUUUAGCUGAUGGAAGGACUUGGAAAUCUUCAUCGAGUUCAAUGUUUACACCUUAUCGAAAAUUCCACAAUCGUCGAACAACUUCAGGAAAGACAAUUUGAUCUAGCAAUUCAUGAGGUUUUUGAUACUUGUGGUCUUGGUUUGAUAGAGUUAGCAAAUAUCAAAAAAUCGAUAAUUGUAUCUUCAACUCUGCCCAUGGAUGUUGUUCCGUGGACACUUGGAAUAUCAAGUCUUAUUUAUGAUGGAUGUGAGAAUACAAUUUCAUUAAUCUAAAAUCGGAUUAAUUUUGCAGCUCUACUCUCUGAUUAUGGGAAUGAGUUUGGGAUUUUGGAUAAAAUUCGGAAUUUGAAAUUUGUUUCUGCGAUGUUAAAUUUUCAUGAACUACAAGCGAGCGAUGUUGAGAAAGCGUUUCAAAUGAAAUAUGGAUUGAAAACCGCAUUUUUUGAAUCGAUGAGAAAGACAAAUUUAUUAUUCAAUAACAUCAAUGAAAUGUCAGAUGUUGUUCGAAGUACGAGUCGAAGAAUGUUAGAUAUAGCUGGCACAUCAUUCUAUGAACCUGAAAAGCUAACAGAAGAAUAUCAGAAAAUUGUAUCUGACGAUAGAAAAAUAAUCCUAAUCUCAUUCGGAACAGCAGCAACAUCUUCACAUAUGCCAACUUAUUUGAAAUCUGCAAUUCUGCAAGCAAUUAAAUUACUUCCAGAAUAUUUAUUCAUUUGGAAAUAUGAGAUUGAAGAUGAUUUCACAAAAUCUGCAAGUGGAAAUCUAAGUAAUGUCGUAUUCCGCAAAUAUGUUCCACAAACUAAUUUGUUGAGUGAGUCAAGAAAACUUCAAUACAGAAAAAAUUAUGAAACAUUACAGAUACUGGAAAUAUUUCUUUGUUCAUCACACACAGUGGCCAAAAUAGUAUGUUGGAAUCUUUCCAAAGUGGAACAAAAAUAUUGGCAGUUCCAUUAUUUGGUGAUCAACAUCAUAAUGCAAAAGCUGCGCAAGAAGCAAAUCUUUUAGAAAUUCUUCCGAAAAAAUAUCUCAAAGAUUCAACGAAAAUAAUAAGAGCGAUAAGAAAAUCAAUGCAAGAAAAUCAAACGAUAACAGAUUCUCUGUAUAGAAUUUCGAAAAACUUGAAAAAUGCCAGGAACAAGUCUAGAAAUAUUGUUUUGAGAUCAGUGCAAAACCUAUUAGACGACCCAUUUCCUAUGGAUUUCUCAAAGUUUCCGAAGAAUUAUCACCCAGACUCAAUUCUACUGUUUAUUCAUACAUUAUUUGUUUCAAUUCCAAUUCUCAUUUUCUCGAUGAUUUUCUUUUUUUAUACUCGUAAAUAAAUGAUUGAUCUCGCAAUUUACAACGUGACCCAUUUUUUUCAAAAAAAAAACGUCAGGUUUUCGAUUCAGAGUGUCUCACUACUUGUUUUUAUUUAUGUGGGCUCUAAUUAUUCUAUGGACAAUAUAUAACACAAUUGCUUCAGUAUUAUUAAUCGGACAAUAUACUAAUCUUAUUUGUGUUGUAUUUUUCUCUCCAAUUUUAUUAACAUUACUAUAUUAUAUCUUGAAAAAUUCAAUAAGUUCAGCUGAUAAUCCGAUAAAAUCUGAAUUUUUCAAAAAUUUCAAAUUUGGAGGACAUCGUGGUUCGCCGGUUCAUGCACCAGAAAACACAUUAGAGAGUUUUAAAUGGGCAAAAGAAGAAGGGGUCGAUUUGGUGGAAUUUGAUGUUCAUAUAACAGAAGAUGGUGAAGCAAUUCUAAUGCAUGAUGAGACAACAAAACGAACAGGAUUAUCAAAUUAUGAAAUAUCGAAAACUAAGUGGGAAACAUUGAAAACAGUUAAAUUGAAAGAAAUGAAGUGAGUAAAAUGAAAAACAAUAAAUUUGAAUCUCCGCCAUGGCGCCACGUUUGCGUCAACAAACGGAGUGUCGUUGUUUUAUUUUUAUUUUCGGCAUGCAAAACAUUUUUUUCUUUUUUUCCACUGGUGAACCAAAUAUACUUAUUUUGAUAUCACAUUUCUUCAAUACGUACUUUAAUUUGAUCUACCUUCCUAGAAGAAUAGUGCGCGAAAAUUUUCAACGUUUUUUUCUGGCAAGUCCGCAGUGAAAACAUUUUUUUGUCAAGACUUUGCCCAUAAAAACGCGUUUUUUUCUUUUUUUUUCCACAAGAACUUUUGUUUUUUCAGCAAUGUAUCUUCACGAAUUUGCACCCUCAGCGAAACCAUCGACUUUUGCAUGCAAAACAAUCUCAAAAUGCUUUUCGACAUGAAAAACGACAACAUAAUUUUAAUAGAAAAAAUUGUGAAGGAAAUAUCAAGCCGGAAGAUUUAUCAACAUGUUCUUGUAAGCAGUUUCAAUCCAAUGGUUGCAUAUCGACUCAAAAAGAUGGAUUUGAAUAUAUUGACUGGUUUAACUUAUGAUCGAUCAUAUUACGCAUACAGCGAUGAUCAUAGAAAAGAACCGUUUUCAAGUCAUUUCUUCGGACAUUGGAUUAAUGAAAUUUACGAUGAACUCAAUAUGAUGUUUGCACCAUUGUAUAUUCUACCAACAUUUCUAGGAGUUGAUGUUUUGAUGAUGAGUUAUCAAUUGAUUUCAGAGUAUGUUUUUAACAAUGAUAAAUCAAAAUAGGAUAGAAUAUAUAAAUUGUUUUCAGGAAUCUGGUGAGAGAAGCUCGCGAAAAAGGAUUUUCUGUGAUUGCUUGGACAGUCAACGACAAAGAUUAUAUGAAACUGAUGACAAAAUUGAAUAUUCCCUUCUUGACCGAUGUUCCUUACGAAGUCAAAAUAUCUGAAUUGAUCGGAAGUCGUGAAAUUGCUUAA